Molecule: messenger RNA, 600 nt
Organism: Acanthosepion pharaonis
Lineage: Eukaryota; Metazoa; Mollusca; Cephalopoda; Sepiida; Sepiidae
Source: the annotation of a GenBank genome assembly
AUGACGUUUUUAUUUGAAAGCAUACUUGAGGAAUCUAAUUUGGUUUCAAAUCUUCUGUUUACACUGAUUCGAUCUAUCUGUUUCAUUCUUUUCCUAUCUAUCUAUCUAUCUAUCUAUCUAUCUACACACACACACAUAUAUAUACAUAUAUGUGUGUUAGUUUUUUCAUAUCUAUCUAUCUAUCUAUCUAUCUAUCUAUCUACACACACACACACACAUAUAUACAUAUGUCUUCUUCUUUCUCUUCCUCUUCUUCUUCUUCAAUUCUUUUUCUUCUUUUUCAUCUUCAUGUCUUCUUUCACUUCGUCUUCAAGUCUCUUUCUUCUUCUCCUUCUUCUUCUUCUUCUUCAAGUCUUCUUCUUUCUCUUCUUCUUCUUAAAGUCUCUUUCUUCUUCUUCUUCUUCUUCUUCUUCAUGUCUUCUUCUUCAUGUCUUCUUCUUCAUGUCUUCUUCAAUCUUCUUCUUCUUCUUCUUCAAUUCUUUUUCUUCUUUUUCAUCUUCAUGUCUUCUUUCAUUUCGUCUUCAAGUCUCUUUCUUCUUCUUCUUCUUCUUCUUCUUCUUCUUCUUCUUCAAGUCUUCUUCUUUCUCUUCUUCUUCUUAA